This is a messenger RNA of Suillus paluster, 1167 nucleotides long. RefSeq lists its product as uncharacterized. The transcript is spliced from 3 exons. The record is from RefSeq and is a predicted model, not a curated record. Bases 98 to 925 code for a protein of 275 amino acids. Lineage: Eukaryota; Fungi; Basidiomycota; Agaricomycetes; Boletales; Suillaceae.
GUUGGAAGAUACAAUUCUUCGCCGUGGAUCGACCCUCUAUCUGCACGCAUCUGGGCGAGCCCAGAUGACGAGAAGCAGGUGGUCAUCGCGCUGAGGUAUGUUGUUUUUGAUGGCGGACAGAGCACAGUUGAGCAUUAGGUUCAGAUUUGUCCUCACAAGGCUUUGGUUUACGCUCUCUACCGGGACGAAUGGGCGAGAUCCAUCGGCAUGGCUAAAAGAUACUGUGGAAGAUGCCCAAGAAGUUGUCAAAGGUGAGAUUUGGGCGAUCACCAUUCGAGACGGCAAUUCGCUAUCCGAGUUCUACGUACUGGAAUCCACUUGCGAAGUCAUCGGCAGGGCAUUCAACGCUCCUCAACUUGAAGUCUACUCCUCUGGUUUGCGCGCCGACUGGUCAGAAUACAUCUCGUCUUGCACUGGUGCUUCUGUGGAGCCUCGUAACUUGAUCUCGGAACACCUCCGUUGGGCGAACUACGAGGAAUAUGACCGAGGAAUAAGCAGGCAUUGGUUGCGUCGUAUUUUUGGUGAAGGCGAUGUUGGCUUAGCGAAAAAGGUGGUUGCUGAGCGAUAUGUCAUGGCAUGUGUGGUCGCCAACAGCAUCAGUGGUCGGUGGAUGUCCUCUAACCAGAUGGCGCAAGAGUUUGCAGGUCUGCCGUCUCAAUCGACUCUCGUCACUACCAGAGGGAGAACACCGAAGAUCAAUCUUUACCUACCAGCCCAUCAUCAUGUUGAAAGUGUUCACUUUACCACACCAAAAGGCGUGCCAUUGCACCCGGCUCUUGCCGUCAUGCAGACCCCAGCAAGGGAGUACAUCAUCUUGAAGGACAACGGAAUGCAGGUUGGAUGCGAAGAAGAUGGUGUCGCCGAGGUGUGGAUGCAGGUCCUUGGAUGCGACAACAAUGGCAUAGUGGUUGCGUGUUCCAAAUGAGUCAUGAUGCAUCCCAGAUACUUGGAAUAAUUCGAGGUCAUUGAAAAUCCGAAUGACAAUGACCGCGUUUGAUUUCAAGUACAUAUGAAUCAUGGUAUUAUCUUCGUGCAAAAUUCAAGCGAAACAGUCAGAAAUCCCCAUCAUGUCGAACUUCAAGCUUUAUCCUGGGACUUGAUCUAAUAUAGAAGGAACCCUACGGUCGCGAGCCCUCCGACUUGAAUUUCGUGUUCCCGGUCCCCUCC